CCUCUUUUUGCAGUGGAACCGUCUGAGUGAAAGGUGGUCGGUUCCAUCGCAGUGGCUCAUGGGUCAUUGGCGCAUAGUAACACUUGGUAAGAGUGUCGCAGUUUCUCGAACAAAGAUGGACGGAUGGAGGGAGAACCUAUCGAAAACCUUGCCUCUGUCAAUCUCUUAGUUGAAAUUUGAUUGACAUUUGGCUAUCCAAAGUUAUGUAGUAAUGUCUGACGUAGUUGUAGUCGAGGAGUGGACUUUCAAAAUUUUCGAAGAAGUGUCGAAAGGGUACCAAAGUUGUUGAGACCAAAGUUACAAGUCUUUGAAGCAAAUCUAUCGGUCUUGACUGGACUUGCGUACAGAAGUUGACAAGCUCACAUUUGCCUUAGGGUAGCACAAGACUCACUUUGGAAACCAAGGAUCUAAGAGUCUUCACCAAGAUGUCGUCUUUAAUGGAAUCAUUCAACGGUGACUUGUCACCAAGGAGUCACUCUGUAGCUAACUAUACAAAGAAGGAGGCUAUGGAAGACGCAUCAGACGAGGAGAGAGGGGUCCUGAUGCAGAUGCAGGAACAUUUCUACAGGCAGGCUCUCAUGACGGAGAAGGCCAAGUACGACAAGUUUUUCCGAGAAGAGGUGAGUAGAAUGCUGGGGAUAGCCGCCCAGCGCAGACGACAAUAUGGCCUCCCCAAGAAGAGUCACGAGACCUGCGACACCAUCAAGGCCUUGCGCGAGUGGAUCACGUGGGAAACUAAGCGAAUCAGCAUCCACCGCGAUAACGAGGACGAGAAUGACGUCGUCCGCAACCUGCGCAUGCUCCUGAACAGGAUCGACUACGUGAAGAUUCUUUUCUCAGACAUCAAACGAUAUUUGAUCACUCCUCUUCUCACGUACUUUGCGAUCAGUGCAGAGUUUAACGCUGAGCUUUCGUCAGUCAGAAGAGAUCUCAUGAAAGGAAAACAGCAAUGUGAGAAGCUAUUAUCGGACGACUACAAACAAAUCACCGACGGACAAGCCUUCGAAGCCAUACCGAACGAGAAGCGAUUCCCAGUUCUAGUAGUGGUACCCAAAGCGAUAGGAUUCCUCUGCAUAAUCACAGAUCUCACCACAAAAUGGCGGAUCCACUCUCAGUUCGAAAACAAUCUGGACAACUUGUGGACUCGCCGUGCCUCCUUGGACACCCCUCAGAUGCUGCAGUCCAAGAAAGAAGAGAUCACCCACCUCGAGAACAACGUGCAGAUGGCUCAACGAGACUUUGACGAGAUCUCGCGAGACGUGCGGGAGUUCGAACAAGAUGCUAAAGAUUCUCAGUUUAGCAGUCAGUACUCGGGUACGUCUGACAAGUUAGAGCAGGCACAACAUGAAGUCAACAAGCUGCUACAAGAAGAAAGAAAACUUCAAAGAAAAAUCAAGAGCAUGACGGAGCGACUUCGCUCAACAAGAGUAGGGGCUGUUAAAAUAAGAGACAUGUUGAAUCAGUCGAAAGAACAGCUCGCCAAAACACAAGAGAUUUUGCUGACAAAAACUGAGGAGUUUGAAGAGUUGUCAUCAAGAAAGAAAGAAUUUGACGACUCGGAACAGGAGUUCCUUCGAGGAGGCUUCGACCAGAGAAGAGUAGAACUUAUGCAGAUGAAGGAAAGACAGAGACAUGCCAAGAAGAAGUUACGGCAACUAGAGGAGAGGCGUGAGCGGAUAAAGCAGGAUUUCCGGGCGGUGCGUGAGGAGCUGAUCUCUCUGGACACCGAGCACGACAAGGUCACGCAGGACUACGACUACGUCAAGGGCAUCAUGGACACCUCCCUCAAAUCUCUCUGGAGAGAUCAGUCCCCGGAUGCCAUCUCCGUUCUACCCAACAGAAUGACGCGAGAGAAAUUAAAAACGUUUCCGGUCUAUGACAUCCACCAACCCAAAGGAAUCUGCCUGAUUAUCUGUAACGAGAUCGUGCGGAACAAAGCGAAGUGCAGACACAGCGUGAGGAAGGACCUAAGGGGCCUUGCCAGCCUGUUCCGACAGUUCGGCUAUCAAAUCGUCGUUAAGGAGAACCUGACGUCAACACAAAUCGUCGAGGCGCUGAUCUCCCUAUCGGACGAGUACCACGAGUUCAGCGGGCGGUACAGCUCGGUAGUGGUGGUGAUCAUGGCUCAUGGGGACGCCUCGGGUAGACUGGUGGGCACGGACCUGCAACCUGUCUCCGUCAACGAGCUGACGUCACACUUCCAGCACACACGCUGUCCCAGCCUCAUGGGGCAGCCCAAGAUGUUCUUCAUUCAGACUUGCAUGGAGCUUGUCUUGGAAGCACAGCGACUGGGCAACCCCGACGUACCCGGGGACAUCUCACCGAGACGAAACGGCUUCAAGUCAACUUUCAGUCUCAACAGCUUCGGUCCCCUCGUCGUAACGCCCGAAGAGCCGAGACUACCGGACAACAGCGACUUCUUCGUGGCACAGGCGACCGUCUUUCCCCCGCUAACGACCCCCAUACUAACCUCCUCUCUAAUCGUACAAGACAGAUCAUGCUCGCCCGAAAACUGCUUCCUGAACGCCAUGGUUCGAAUCUUCGCCGAGUACGCAUGCGUGGAAGAUUUGCUAAGCAUGAUGGGAAGGGUGGAAGACUGCGUUGCUAGUACGGGCAGCCAUGACAGUUAUACCGGGCGAAGCUCUCCCUUGCAGAUGUCAUACGUCAAACAAACGUUAGGAAAACAGAUCUUCUUCAUGCCUGGGAUGUAAAGUAGGCAUAAUUUGAGCACCCUUUGUGAACUCAGCAUCAAAACAAAGCCUAACAAUAGAUAACCAGUUUUAGUGCGUCCUAUUAAGAGCACAUUGGCCGAAAUAAGCCAUUUCACCAUUUAUAGUGCGCAUGUGCAGACGUGAUGCAUUGUGCUUGAGGACAAAAUUUAAUGGCCUUAUUACUACAAAAAGGAUGACAAUGUACUUCACAAUAUUGACCUUACACUAUUGCACAUCUACACUGAUAAAUUUUAGAUGACUUAAAGUUGGAGUACCAAAAUAUAUUUGCAAGAAGAGUUCAUUGUGUGUCUUUUAAAGACUUAAAGCGCAGCAAAAUGUGAUUAUGGGUCUUUUAAAGACUUAAAUGUAUAACAGACGCAGUCUUAGAAUGUUCCUCUCUGUUUUCAGAAUGUAUAAUGUGUAUAUUCUUCUAUUUCUUGGUAUUGGGAGAGAACUAAAUGAAAUGUAAAUUUAUAUGAUAACCCAAUGUCUUUGCUUGUGAGUUGUAUCAAGAAAAGGCAAAAAAAGUAUAAGCACUUGUAAAUAUGACGAUUCAUUCAAGGCGGACAUCUGAGAAUUUGAAUAAAGAGACCCGCUAUGA
Messenger RNA from Branchiostoma floridae (Florida lancelet), 3312 nucleotides. RefSeq lists its product as uncharacterized. The transcript is spliced from 9 exons. The record is from RefSeq and is a predicted model, not a curated record. The coding region runs from base 426 to 2711 and encodes 761 amino acids. Gene Ontology annotation, biological process: apoptotic process; proteolysis. Gene Ontology annotation, cellular component: cytoplasm. NCBI's taxonomy places the organism in Eukaryota, Metazoa, Chordata, Leptocardii, Amphioxiformes, Branchiostomatidae.